This is a messenger RNA of Aspergillus tanneri, 2154 nucleotides long. Its product is annotated as 6-phosphofructo-2-kinase PFK26. Bases 1 to 2154 code for a protein of 717 amino acids. Gene Ontology annotation, biological process: fructose 2,6-bisphosphate metabolic process; fructose metabolic process. The transcript is spliced from 3 exons. The record is from RefSeq and is a predicted model, not a curated record. Gene Ontology annotation, cellular component: cytosol. NCBI's taxonomy places the organism in Eukaryota, Fungi, Ascomycota, Eurotiomycetes, Eurotiales, Aspergillaceae. Gene Ontology annotation, molecular function: 6-phosphofructo-2-kinase activity; ATP binding.
AUGACAUCGGCCGCCCACCCGGAAUCAUCGCGUAAUAGCGUCUCAUCCGGGAGUUUCAGGCCGGAUCUCGGGAAGGACUCGACUCUUAUGCCUCCUCCGAAGACGAUGGUCGGACGAGCGCUAGGGAAUGAGCUGCAUGCCGAUGUCCACCGAGGAUCCCAGAAGGAUGGUGUCGGUUCUGCCCUAACAGAUACUCCGAUUUCUACCGCUCCUUCGUCCCCACAAUUCGGCAUUGGUGGUCGUCGUGUUUCUCGAGUUCGAUCAACCCGCAAGGGUGACAACUUCGCCCAACCCAUCGGCCUGGUUCACGAUCGUUCUACUGCCGAAAACACUCGGCCCUCGACGCCCAGUCGCGUUCGUGCAACCACCCUUGAUAUCCCCGGUCUCACCAAAUCCAAAGUCUCUCCCGACGGUCGCAUUGCCCAACGCGAUGUCGGGGCAAAGCUGGUCAUUGUUAUGGUUGGCCUCCCCGCUCGCGGGAAGAGCUACGUCACCAAGAAGCUGGCUCGCUACCUCAACUGGCUGCAGCACGAUACCGAGAUUUUCAAUGUGGGAGAACGUCGCCGUGUGGCCGCCGGCAAAUCCCCUUCGCCAGCCGGGAGGCACAGGGAUUACAGAACCAGCUCCAUCCACAAGGACCUCGUCGAUUCAGUCCGCCGUCUCAGCGUCAACGUGAACACCACGGACUCGUCCCCCCACAACAAACUGAUUCCGCCCGAGGGUGAGACCACUUCCCCUCCCGAACUCGAGAAUGCUCUGCCUCCGCCGGCCGUACCGACGAAGAUUCUCGUCAAUGGCCUGGAGACUGAUCCGUCGCAGCCGAACAGAAGUACUGUGAUUCCUUCGGCUCUCGCCGGCCCUCUGGACCAAGAGGCCAUAAAGGAAGCCUCCCCCGAGCCCUUGGACCAGUCCGCCAGCUUCUUUGAUCCCCAAAACCAACAGGCGGUGAAGUUGAGAGAGCAGGUGGCCCUGGACACCCUGGACGAGCUGUUAGACUACAUCCUGGACCAGGGGGGCAGCGUUGGUAUUCUUGACGCCACGAAUAGCACCCUGGAGCGCCGGAAAACGGUGGUCGAGCAUAUCCGCAAGCGGGCGGGUCCUGAGCUCGGCGUUCUAUUCCUCGAAAGCCGCUGUUUGGACCAAGAACUGCUGGAGGCUAACAUGCGCUUGAAGCUCUCGGGCCCCGACUACAAGGAGCAGGACCCGGUAAAGGCGCUGGAGGAUUUUAAAAAGCGUGUCGCGCUAUACGAGAAAUCCUACGUACCGCUGGGGGAAUACGAGGAGAAGAACAACAUGGCUUAUAUCCAGAUGAUCGAUGUGGGACGCAAGAUCGUGUCGCACCAGACUCAAGGAUUCCUGUCGUCGCAGGUGGUCUAUUACCUCCUGAACUUCAACCUCUCUCCGCGGCAAAUCUGGAUCACCCGACACGGGGAGAGUAAAGAUAACCAGGCAGGUCGCAUUGGAGGCGAUUCGGAGCUUAGCGGGAAUGGGCACCGAUACGGCCGGGCGCUAUCUCGGUUCAUUGAUUUACAACGAAAACAGUGGGAAGCUCACCAGAGGCAGAAGGAGAUCAUGAGACGAUUCCCGCCGCGCCCGGGCGACAGCACGCCUCCCAACCCUUCAUAUAUCCCAAGCGACCGGCCGCGCAAUUUUUGCGUUUGGUCAUCCAUGCUGCAGCGCUCCAUACAGACAGUUGACUAUUUUAAUGAGGACGACUACGACGUCAAGCAGAUGAAGAUGCUGGACGAACUGUAUGCGGGCGAAAUGGAAGGCAUGACGUACGACGAGAUCCGUGAGAAGUUCCCCGACGAGUUUGCGACGCGCCGGAAACAGAAGCUGUAUUAUCGGUACCCCGGGCCCGGAGGCGAAGGGUAUCUCGACGUGAUCAACCGGACGCGAGCGGUGAUCAUCGAGGUCGAGCGCAUGACCGACCACGUUCUGCUGGUGACCCAUCGAUCGGUGGCGCGUGUCCUGCUGGCAUACUUCAUGGGGCUGAAACGCAACGAAGUGGCGGGCUUGGAUGUGCCACUGGGGAUGCUGUAUAUGCUGGAGCCCAAGCCGUACGGCGUGGAAUUCAAAGCCUACCGCUACAACCCGACGACCGACUGGUUCGAUCACAUUCCCGAUUUUGCGCUGCGUCAGAGUACACACUGA